Messenger RNA from Delphinapterus leucas (beluga whale), 648 nucleotides. It is a transcript of the gene C1H1orf53, whose product is annotated as chromosome 1 C1orf53 homolog. Lineage: Eukaryota; Metazoa; Chordata; Mammalia; Artiodactyla; Monodontidae. The record is from RefSeq and is a predicted model, not a curated record.
CCCCAGCGCCCCGCCUCCCACAGGCGGCAGCCAUGGCGGCCUGGCGGGUCCCGGCGUCCGUGGGCGCUGCCCUUGGGAGGCAGCCGUCCGCCGCCCCGCCGCCAGAACCGCCCCGGGUUGGAGAAGGGUUCCGACAGCGCCUCAGCUUCACCCUCUGCUCCGCUUCGCAGGGAGACCGCGGCGGCUCUGGGCCCGACUCGCAGGACGGGCCGGAUGGAGCAGCGAGGCGUCCGGCGAGCAAAGAGUUAACAGCGGCGGAGCGGAGGAUCUCGGAGCUUCACGCCGCCGCCUGCGCGGCUGGCCGGCUGAACUACGUGGACCCAGCUACCGGCUACAUGGUGCUCACCCGGCUGGCCCACUUGCAGAGAGGCAGAUGCUGCGGCUCUACCUGCAGACACUGUCCAUAUGGUCAAGUCAAUGUUAAAGAUCCAUCCAAAAAGAAGCAAUUCAAUUCACAUUUUUAUGUUUGAGAAGAAUUUCAUUUCUGUUCUCCAUCUAAUUGAGCCUUAUUAAAAAAAUAAAUAAAACCUUAAUCCAGAAUUGCUUUCUGUGCUGUUAGUAGUUGGGCACUAGUUUAAUCUUAAACUUAAGCAUAUAUUAAUCUUAAACAUGUAUUAAAAGAACAUCAAUAAAACGAAAAAGCUAGCA